Messenger RNA from Anastrepha ludens (Mexican fruit fly), 13444 nucleotides. RefSeq names its product protein slit (gene sli). The transcript is spliced from 22 exons. Gene Ontology annotation, molecular function: heparin binding; calcium ion binding; Roundabout binding. Gene Ontology annotation, biological process: axon guidance. NCBI's taxonomy places the organism in Eukaryota, Metazoa, Arthropoda, Insecta, Diptera, Tephritidae. The record is from RefSeq and is a predicted model, not a curated record.
AACGAAAAAGUUUAUUUAACGGAUGUAUCGCGUUCGUUUGGUUUUGUCACAAACCUGAGUUUUUAACAAGAAAAUCAGUGUACAUACAUACAUGUAUACACAUACACAAAGUUGAAGGAAAGAAGUUUAUUUAAUUAAUUUGGCUAUGGGAAAUUUUACUCCUGCAACGGAAAUUUUCAUGCACGAAAAGUUAAUAAAUAUCAAUUCAGUGUAUUAGUACAUCAUAUAUCACAUCAUAAAUCGAGUUGAAAUGUACAAUCCAUUGGAAGUGCAAAGCCGUCAAAUAUACUUAGCCUGAGAUUUUUUUACGACAUCGACGACCACUACGACUACUACUUUGUGGUGUGUGACUCCUGAUGUGCGUACACCAAAUUAACGAGAAGGCAGAGUCAGGCACAGCGGCGCUCACACAAAUGGGUAGAAACCCGAAAAUGGAAAAAGUGUGAAGUGAAAGGUGCAAAAUUUUUGUGAAAAAUGCUAUGUGUUACUACAAAUAUUCAGCUCUGCAUAAAUAACGGUUCGUGAAAAAUGAAAAACCAAUUGUAAAAGUGUGAAUUGUUAGUGAAUUUUUAAGAAAAAGCAAAAUGUAUAUAUUCGGCCGAAAUUGUGUUUGGUGCGUGUGAAAAAAUUUGGAGUACAUAUUUGGAGGAAAAAGGAUAUUUGGCGUAGCAUAAAUCGGAGAACAAAUGCACCUUUACUGCUGGCACUGAGACUGAGGCUGAGGCUCAAGCUGGGGAUUAUAAAGGAGGAAGAAGCAGCACAACUAACUAAAACAGCUGCCGCAUAGCAAACUGCAAUAACGCAUACUGGGCAAAUGAACAGUGAAAUCCACAACAGCAAUAGCAACAAUAACAAGGAGCAUAGCAGCAGCAGCAGCAACAAGAACAGCAACAGCGCGCGUGCAUUUAUUAUUAUCUGCUCGCAUUGAAUUACAAUACAAAUGUACAUCCGCUACCUACAGGUCGGCAAUCUGUAGCUUUAUAGUGUGCGCAGCACGUCGACCUUUUUCCUUUCAUUUCGCUCAUUUUGGAAAAGUGUAUUCCUUUGCUUUAUAAUACAAAUACUUUGCGAACCAAAGUGGUUGGUUGUUGCUUGUCUUUUGCGCCUACCGCCGACGGCGAGGAAAUUAUCAACCACCACCAAAUGCAGCAGCUAUCCAACUUAGUGUGUUGGUGUUGGUGUUUUUUUUUGGUGCACAUCAAUAACAUCAAUUGUGUGUUUGCGUUUCGGCGUUCGUAACGCUUUUGUGGCAGUGUUCAUUGCGUUCCAACGCAGCAAGGACGGACGGCACGUAUCGCAAACCAGUGGUUAGCGGUGCGGAUCGCGCGACAAAAAUAAUGUUGUUUAACGACGAAAAAAAUGGCACAAAAGCAUACAGUAAAUAAGAAAAAAACACAAAGAAGCGCAAAAUAAAUAAUUAGGAAACAAAAGCACGAAAUAAAAAAAAUAAAAAAAGUAAGUAACGAAAAACGAAAAUUGCUCGCGCGUGAGAAUGUGAAAAUGGCACAACUGUUUCGUUGUGGCCAGCAACAAGAAAAAAAAUCCAAAACAAUUGCUCGCGUGAAAAUAACGAGAACAUUUCCACAUGCGGAAAUUAUGUGAUUAAUUUUAAAAAGAAAAAAUGUGCUAAGCUACUAUUUGAAACAAAAAAAAACGAAAUAAUAAGAAUAAAAUGUGCGGGAAAAAGUUUAGUUCCAAAUUUAAUAAAUAAAAACGGGCUCGACGCCGCAGCUUGCCGCAAAAUAAAAACCAAAGCCACAAACCUUGCCUGCACAAGGAAUUGAAUUGAACGUUUAACAAAAGCAAAAAAUAUCACACACACACACUCAAAAAAAAAAGCAAAGUAAAAUAAACGCUCUGUAGCAUUCACCUGAAUUAACGCAACAACAAAAAGUAAAAAAUAAAAAAAAAGAAGAAUUACACAUUAAAAAUCAUUACACCACACCAAUAAGCAAGCGCCCCACACACGCACACGCACACAUUCCCUCGCGCUAUUUUAAUGUGCGGAAAUGACGCACCUGCAACCCCAACGUCGCUUCUACUCCCCAAUGCGAUUUAAAGGAGGUGGUGGUGGUGGCAGCAUAAGCGCAGCAAGUGUCAGAUAUACUCAAGCAGAUGGCAGCAACAGUGAAAGUGCAGCUGACGGUGUAGAAACAGUGUUUAACACUGACGCUCGCACUGCGGCUGUUGCGCUCGAUUGUUGUAGUGGCGGUGGUGGUGGUGGUGUUGUAAGUGCGGCGCACUGCCAAACUCCCCAAACAUCCCACCAAACAACCAACGCAUGUUCAACUCACACACGCGCCAGCAUUCGCCCCAACCUCAGCGCACUCAUUCCACCCAUUCCUCAACGUCGCCUCUGUUGGCUCUUUUGUAUACAUUUUCUCCUUCUCCUGCUGCUGCUUGCCUGCGGUGAUUUUCUUCAGGUUGCCGCCGAACCAUAUGGUGGCUCUUCGGUGGGCAUUCACAUACCCGGCGGCAGUUUGGGCGUGAUCAGUGAAUCACGUUGUCCGCGUGUGUGUUCAUGUAAUGGCCUAACUGUGGAUUGUUCGCAUCGAGGUUUAACUCAAGUGCCGAGGAAAAUAUCAGCGGAUGUGGAGAGACUCGAUUUGCAAGGCAAUAAUAUUACUGUCAUUUUCGAAUCUGACUUUCAACGUUUAACGAAACUACGAAUACUCCAACUAACGGAUAACCAAGUACACACAAUUGAAAAGGGCGCUUUCCAGGAUCUGGUGUCACUGGAGCGACUGCGCCUUAACAACAAUCUGCUAAAGGCGAUACCUGAAAAUCUAGUGUCAAGUUCAGCGAGUCUUUUGCGAUUGGACAUCUCGCACAAUAUCAUUACGACAGUGGGACGACGCGUCUUCAAGGGCGCACAAUCCUUGCGCAGUUUGCAGUUGGACAAUAAUCAAAUCACUUGUAUGGAUGAGCAUGCGUUUAAGGGCCUUAUAGACUUGGAAAUUCUUACUCUAAACAACAACAAUUUGACUUCGCUUCCACAUAAUGCCUUCAACGGCUUGAAUCGACUGCGUGCUCUACGCCUAUCCGAUAAUCCCUUCUCAUGUGACUGUCAUUUAUCGUGGCUUUCGCGCUUCUUGCGUAGCGCACCCAGACUUGCGCCAUAUACACGCUGCCAGUCGCCGUCUCAGCUGAAGGGUCAAAAUGUGGCAGAUCUGCAUGAUCAGGAAUUCAAGUGCUCAGGUCUCACCGAGAAUGCGCCAAUGGAAUGUGGCAUGGAGAAUAGCUGCCCACAUCCGUGCCGUUGUGCCGAUGGCAUAGUCGAUUGUCGCGAGAAAAGUCUCACUAGUGUACCUGUGUCGCUGCCAGAUGAUACGACGGAACUCCGCUUGGAGCAGAAUUUCAUUACUGAAUUGCCGCCAAAAGCAUUUGCAAACUUCCGUCGCCUGCGUCGCAUUGAUCUGUCGAACAAUAACAUUUCGCGUAUUGCCCACGACGCUUUGGCUGGCCUAAAAGCGCUCACCACACUCGUGCUCUAUGGCAAUAAAAUAAAGGAUUUGCCCUCAGGCGUAUUUAAAGGACUUACAUCGCUGCAACUUCUCCUGUUGAAUGCCAAUGAAAUCUCCUGCAUACGCAAGGAUGCCUUUCGCGAUCUGCACAGUCUCAGCCUGCUUUCGCUCUACGAUAACAACAUUCAAUCGCUGGCUAAUGGCACCUUCGAUGCGAUGAAGAGCAUACAAACACUGCAUCUGGCAAAGAAUCCCUUCAUUUGUGACUGCAAUCUUCGCUGGCUGGCUGAUUACUUGCACAAAAACCCCAUCGAGACAAGUGGCGCACGCUGCGAAGCCCCAAAGCGAAUGCAUCGACGACGCAUUGAGUCGUUGCGUGAGGAGAAAUUCAAAUGCUCUUGGGACGAUAUGCGUAUUAAAUUGUCGAGCGAAUGUCGCGCUGAUGUCGAUUGCCCGGCAAUGUGUCAAUGCGAUGGCACUUCAAUUGAUUGCUCAGGUCGUGGCCUCAAAGAAAUUCCACGCGAUAUACCGCUACACACAACUGAACUCCUUUUGAACGACAAUGAGCUGGGGCGCAUCAAAUCGGAUGGUCUCUUUGGACGUCUGCCACAUCUGGUUAAACUCGAUUUGCGACGCAAUCACAUAACCGGCAUUGAACCGAAUGCAUUUGAGGGUGCAAAUCGUAUACAGGAAAUGAUUUUGGCAGAAAAUAAAAUUAGAGAGGUUUCGAAUAAAAUGUUUUUGGGAUUGCAUCAAUUGAAGACACUGAAUCUUUACAACAAUCAAAUUUCUUGUGUGAUGCCCGGUUCGUUUGAAUUCCUGUCAUCGCUCACCUCACUAAACUUGGCUGCCAAUCCAUUCAAUUGCAACUGUCAUUUGGCCUGGUUUUCCGAGUGGCUACGAAAGAAGGGUUUGGUCGGCGGUGCGGCACGUUGUGCUGCCCCAUCGAAAGUACGUGAUAUGCAAAUUAAGGAUCUGCCACAUAACGAGUUCAAAUGUACAUCCGACAACAAUGAAGGCUGUUUGGGCGAUGGCUAUUGUCCGCCCGCCUGCACUUGCACCGGCACCGUAGUACGUUGUUCGCGCAAUCAAUUAAAAGAGAUACCACGUGGCAUACCGGCGGAAACGUCAGAAUUAUAUCUAGAAUCGAAUGAAAUAACAAUGAUACAUUUGGAUCGGAUACGACAUUUGAAAUCCUUGACGAGAUUGGAUUUGAGCAACAAUCAAAUCACGUUCCUCUCUAAUUACACCUUUGCCAACCUGACGAACCUGUCAACGCUCAUCAUAUCCUACAACAAUUUGCAAUGUCUACAACGUUACGCCCUAGCUGGCUUACAGAAUCUGCGCGUACUCUCACUGCAUGGCAAUCGUAUAUCGAUGCUACCGGAGGGUACAUUUGAAGACAUGAAAUCACUAACACACAUUGCCCUAGGCAGCAAUCCACUUUACUGCGAUUGCGCACUCAAAUGGUUCUCGGAUUGGAUCAAACUGGACUAUGUAGAGCCGGGUAUAGCGCGUUGCGCCGAACCCGAUUAUAUGAAGGACAAAUUGAUACUCUCAACACCCUCACACAACUUUGUAUGCAAAAGCAAAGUUAGCAAUGAGAUUAUGGCUAAAUGUGACGCCUGUUAUACGCAUCCUUGUGAAAAUAAGGCGCAAUGCAUACCGCUGCCACAACGCGACUACCAAUGCCUCUGCCAGCCGGGCUAUCACGGCAAGCAUUGCGAAUUCAUGAUCGAUGCCUGCUAUGGCAAUCCUUGCCGUAACAACGCCACCUGCACUGUGCUCGAGGAGGGACGUUUCAGCUGCCAGUGUGCGCCUGGCUACACAGGAGCGCGUUGUGAAACGAACAUUGACGAUUGCUUGGGUGAGACUAAAUGCCAAAAUAAUGCCACCUGUGUGGAUGGCGUAGAAUCGUACACGUGUGAAUGUCAGCCGGGGUUUACAGGUCAAUACUGCGACACAAAGAUCAACUUUUGCAGUGAUGAAUUUAAUCCUUGCGCAAACGGCGCCAAAUGUCACGAUCACUUUACACACUACACUUGCGAGUGCAUGGCCGGCUUCCACGGCAUUAAUUGCACGCAAAACAUUGACGAUUGCCAGAAUCACAUAUGCCAAAAUGGCGGUACCUGCAUAGAUGGCAUCAAUGAUUAUGUGUGCAAAUGUCCAGAUGAUUUCACGGGCAAAUAUUGUGAGGGCCACAAUAUGGUCUCGAUGAUGUAUCCACAGACAUCACCUUGUCAAAAUCAUGAAUGCAAACAUGGCGUUUGCUUCCAGCCCAAUCCGUCUGGCUCGGAUUACUUGUGUAAAUGUCAUCCGGGCUACACGGGCAAGUGGUGCGAGUACUUGACGAGCAUUAGCUUUGUGCAUAACAAUUCCUUUGUGGAAAUGGAGCCAUUACGUACCAAACCAGAUGCCAAUGUAACGAUCGUAUUUAGUAGUUCAGAGCAAAAUGGCAUACUUAUGUAUGACGGUCAGGAUGCGCAUAUAGCUGUCGAGCUUUUCAAUGGACGCAUACGUGUAAGCUAUGACGUGGGCAAUUACCCGGUUUCCACAAUGUAUAGCUUCGAAAUGGUUGCCGAUGGUAAAUAUCACUGUGUAGAACUGUUGGCUAUUAAGAAGAAUUUUACGCUGCGCGUCGAUCGCGGUCUUGCAAGAUCGAUCAUAAAUGAAGGCUCCAAUGAUUUUCUCAAAUUGACCACACCAAUGUUUUUGGGCGGCUUGCCGCCGGAACCGGGCCAGCAAGCGUAUAAGAAUUGGCAAAUACGUAACUUGACCAGCUUCAAGGGCUGCAUGAAGGAGGUGUGGAUAAAUCACAAGCUGGUUGACUUCGAGAAUGCGGCAAGGCAGCAGAAAAUCACACCUGGUUGUGCAUUGGUCGACGGUGAAGCUGUGGAGGAUGAUGAGCAAGAUUUUAUGGAUGAAACGCCGCACAUUAAAGAGGUGGAUCCUUGUGAAAAUCACAAAUGUCGCCGUGGCAGCCGCUGUGUUCCUAAUUCCACUUACCGUGAUGGCUACCAAUGCAAAUGCAAGCAGGGCCAGAAGGGCCGUUACUGCGAACAAGGUGAGGGCACAACAGAGCCCGCAUCAAUAACUGUGACCUCCACUUGCCGAAAGGAACAGGUACGAGAAUAUUAUACCGAAAAUGAUUGUCGCUCACGACAGCCCCUCAAAUAUGCGAAAUGUGUGGGCGGUUGCGGAAAUCAGUGCUGCGCAGCGAAAAUUGUACGGAGACGAAAGGUCCGUAUGGUGUGCAGCAAUAAUCGCAAAUAUAUAAAGAAUUUAGAUAUCGUGCGUAAAUGUGGAUGUACAAAGAAAUGCUACUGACUGGAAGAUGCGACUACCCAAAUGCACAAAGUUAGCUUAGAUUUAAAUUUAGGACAACAUAGUAAUAACAAUAAUUAUAAUAAUAGUAACAGUAAUUUAAGUAAUAGCUCUAGUUAUAGCAACGAUAAUGAAUGUAUAUUUAACUGUAGCAACACAAAAGAUUUACUAAUACCUAACAAUAAUAAUAACAACACUAAAAUGGGAAGACAAAUGAUGGCCGCUCAAGAGAAAAAGACUGCGGAUGAAAUGGUAGAAGAUGUGCGGAGCGCAAAUAUUACAAAUAGUGGGGUGAAAAUGGGGCCAGUGAAGUCACACAAUCGGGACGACAUCAUGUACAAUGCGGAGGAAGAAUUAAGGCAAACAGGAGGAGGAUUGAGGGCAACAGGUGGCAUAUUGGUGGAUGAAAGUGCUAGUUACGAGACUGAUGAAUGUAGCACAGAAGAAACAGAGCGUAUGCAGUUGAAUCCCAGCGGUAAUGAUGAUGACUGGGACGACGAAUAUGAUGAUGGUGAUGAAGAUGAAGAGGAUGAGGGUGAGGAAAUGGAUGAUGCAGAUGCAGCCUAUGGUGAUGAAGACGAUGAAGACUUUGUAGAAGAGGCGCACUCAGUUAGUGCGCCAGCACAAGCACAAGACACCGGAUACGAAGCGCUGCCUGAAGCCAAGGGUCUUAUACAGUCACUGGUGGGCGAUGAAAAUGAGUCUGUGAAAAAUAUGCCGGACGUAUUGAAGGCGAAAAGCCUUUCGCACACUGUUGGCCAUACGGCCAUGGUAGAUGAGGAGGAAGAAGAUAUGGGCUUUGACGAGGAUGACGAACGCAUUGCUAUAAUCGUGGAGAAGCAACGUGGCAAUGUAAACGACAACGACAAAGGCUUCAUGAACGAGGAGGGUAGCGGCGCUGGUAGCGCUAAGAGACGAACAGACGCAAAUAGGUACAAAAAUAAUAGAUUUAGGUUAGAUUACCUAGAGAAAUAUCGUAGAAAACAGCAGAAGCUGCAAUUUGAACAUACGAAUAGGGGCGUAGCCGAUUCGCGGGAAGGCAGCGGCAAUUUUGCCAACGAUGAUGAUGAUGACGAUGAUGAUGAUAGCGAUGAUGAUGAUGGUGAAGAUGAUGACGUUGACGAUGAUGAGGCCAUCAACGUCGGUGCUGCUGACGACGCUAACGAUGACGCCGACCGCCAAGAAGGUGAUGGUUAUUUUAAUUCGAAGCAUACCAAAUCGAGCAAUCGAUAUUUCCGCAAGAAUACGAAUGACGCAAUUAAAAUAAUCUCAACGCCGCUGGGCAAGGUCGGCAUUGUGUAUCAGCAGACGCCGACAAAUGAGGAUGGCAACAACAAUGCCAACAACAAGAAACAGGACUCGCUUGGCGACAAGAAAACAAGUUCAUUUACGGACUUUGAUGCACUGUCGCCAGAUCCUGAGAGUAGUCAUCGCUUAGCAUCAUCUCAUCCGAAAAUUACGCCAGUCUUGACACCCGAUGGCAAGGUUGCACUGCUUUAUCGCGGCGACUCGGAGAAUUCCAAAUACGAACCGAUACGCAAUUUAACGCAUAAAUUUAAUAAUAAAAACGACUUUACGGACAAUAAAGCAACCGCUAGUGGUACAAUUAGUAAAGAAACGCCUGAUUUUCCAAACAACGAUGGCAGCGAAGACGAGUCUUCAGAUGAGUCAGAAGACGAUUACGAUCUCGACAAUGAAAGCAACAAUGAUCGAUUGUCAACGAAUACGCGUAAAAACAACGCAACCCCCACAGAUGAAACACAGAAAGCCGCCAUACAAAAUCCCGACACUGAUCCCGAUGAUCCUACCGCUGGUGGCGGUUCAUUCAUCAUACGCCCCACCGACUCUGUCUUGCCCAUGAUUAAUCGCCCACUCUCUGAGGUGCUCGGCAUCAAGAAAAAUCAAUUCAAACAAUUCCGCAUCAAAGAUAAUCCCACAACACCACCAAACGGCGAAUCAGCUGGUGAUCCACGAUCCCUAGCUGGUACCUCCAUCGACCGCACAAUCGAUACAACGACACUACACUUCCUUACUAAAGUCAAUUUAGCCGAAUAUCCGACAUCGAUGAAAACUCGUAAUUUCGAUUUCGAUUUUAGUCGCGACAACACAAUGCUGGACGAACGUUCACGCCACAAAGAACACCAAUACCAUCAACAACAGCAAGCGUCUGCUGGGAGCGGUAGCAGCAAUCAACUAAAUGGAGGAGAGGCAGGCAAUAACAACAACAAACUGAACACAAUUGCUAAUGAAGAGGUGCUUGCCAAAACAGAGGUAGUAAAUUUGGCAAUCAUUCCACAUUUCGAUGAGGAGCUCGAGCGGCUGCAACGUUUACACGAAAACGAGGGACGUAGGCAUUACCGGCAACGCUACCGACAGAAACCGAGCGAAGAGGAGCUGUCUGGUAUACAUUGCAUCAUGCAGGCCAUGAUGGGCAUAGCGGCGAUUUCGACGGUGUUCGGCAUGUUGGGUACAUUCUUCAAGCAACGAAUACUCGAUCAAAUUCGCCUUAUGCAUUGGUAGUACAGCAAGGGUAUUCGAUUGUACGGCGAAUUAGUGAGAAUGUCGGCAAUUACAAUUGAAUACCCCAGUUCACCCGCACAACAACAUUAUCAUCAUCAUCAUCAUCACCACGAUCAACCACAAGACGAAUACAACAACACAAACACUAACAAGAACAUCGCAGCUAUUAAAGCCAUACUUUUUUGUAAAUCUAUUUUCCUGAACCCAAACAAAUACAUAGCAAUAAUGAAGAAGCUUUUAAUACUAUUUACAAUAUAAAUACAUACAUACAUACAUACAUAUGUACAUGAAUACGAAAUUUACACUAAGCAACAACUAUGCAACGCUAAAACAAACGAUCAUACGCUGUUGACAAUUUUCAAGUUUAAUUGCAAAAAAAUGCAAAUUCAUAUUGCAAAGGAAAAAAAGUCUUAAAAUUUUAAACACUUACAAUAUUUAAAAUAAAUUUUGCAGAAAUUUACAUUUUGUUAGGGAAAAGUAGAAAUUCUUACAAUGAGUAGAAUGCUUUACAGUAGGCAUUUGUAGUCAACAAGUGUCUUCUUUUAAGAGUAGCCUCGUAACCUAACCAUGUUUUUGCUUUUUUUUGCACAACUAACAAAAUGGUUUUCUUUUGAAAGUACUGGUUAUCUAUUAAUUAUUCCUUAUUAUUAAUUUUGAAUUCAAAAUGCGCCUAACCUAUAAAAAAUUCAAUAGUUAACUGGUUCACACCCAAGGCGCAUUUUUUAAAGGUGGUGGCACUAGACCAGCUACAAUGUUUUGUGCGUUUGAUUGUCACGGCAAAGUAUUGGAAAAAGUAAAAAAUAAAAAAAUUAAUUCGCUAUGGACACAGCGAGAGAAAAAUAACAAAUCAGCUGACACCACCUUUAAUAGAUUCGCCUUGAUCAAACCCCAAUACAAACUUUUGUAGUGUGAACUAAAAAAUAUUUCAUACAUUUUUUUCACACUCUGCAUCGAUUGAGAUUUCCAUUCUCUUCUUUUAUUUUUUAUCGCAUACCUAAAUUUUGUGUCUACAGAGUUGAGUUACUGCAUUGGUAUUUUGUUGCUCAGAGCACGCUUUAUUUAAGAAGAAAAAGAAAAAAUAUAAAGAAACGGAAGUGCGGAAAAUUGCAUGUUGAAGUAUGAAGACAAAAUAAAAUGUUGAAUUAAUCUAAAUGAAUUAUAGAUGACGCAAAGACUCGCAUACAAAAUUUCUUCGUACUGUUGCAUUGUCCAACAUAUUUUAGUUUAGGUUAUUUUUUUUCUUUGCGAAAUAGUACUUGAUACUUUUUUUUACUUUAUAAAAUAUUUCAGAAAUUUUAAAAAAUUCUUCCAUACGCAGGCAUUCAAAACUAUCUUUUAACGAAAAUCAAACCUUUUUUAUUCAAUUUAAUUUAAUUUAUUUUAUUAUUUAAUUUAAAUCAAUUUAUUUGCUUCAACAUUGUGCUCGAUGAAUAUUUUUUCAUAUUUUUACGAAAUAUGGUAUUUAAAAAAAAAUUUAAAAGAUUUUCACGCACUUAUUUCAUUUUAGCACAUUUAUUUUUGCUUAUGCUUAUGUAUAUGAAUAUAGAAAUAUAAUUUUUUUUGUUGUCUUUUUUACAAAAAAAUGUAUUCUAUAUAUAUUUUUUUUUCGUAGAACAAACCUUUUCUAUUAUUAUUAUAUAUGCGUAAAAAUUAACAGUAUUAAUUAAUUUUAAUCCAUUUAUGGACUUCAAAGUCAGCUCGUUCAAUUUUUCGGGAUUUUUCACAAUUAAGUCUCCACUAGUGCCAGCGUUGCUUUUUCGUUUUGUAAAUAAAACUAUUUGAGUUGACAUGUUUUGAAAUUAAACUUGAAUUUUAGAAAUACGCACAUAACCGAGAAAAAUACUAUUUGACCAGCUUAAAAAAUUGAACACGCCCACAUCUGCGUACACGUACAUAUGUAACUAAUAAUCUAAAAACGAUUUGUACACAAACUAACACUCGUAUGCUUUAUACAUGCAUGCUUACAUACUCGUAAUCAUAUUCAUAUAUACCAACAUUCAUACAUACAUACAUACGUAUUCAUAUAUGACCCUUUUUAAAUGUGCGUACACGUACUUUUAUGACAUACUAUGUAUUGUAUAUGUGUUUUCUCCCCUUUAAGCGUAAGAUGGAAAAAUGUAUGUAUACUAUUUACUACCACUACUACUACUAUUGUACUGCUACUACUACAUACACACAUACGCAUACUAAUACUAAAACAAAAAGCAAAUAUUAAAUACUUCCCCUAACUCAUAUUAAUGGAUUCGUGCAAGCUACCCAGAUGAAGAAAACCAAUGAUGCGCCAAGUAUGCUGCGCAAGCGUGCCAGCACACGAACGGAAGUGGCUGUUUGAAGUUAUAAAUAUUAAAUAGAGGAAGGAAAAGUGCAUUCAAACCGCCAUAUGCGAAGCGUUUCAUCCGCGAGCAAAGAAAAGAGAAGAAAGUGCGCACAAGCAUGAAAGUAGAAGAAAUGUGGUCACCAAAGAUGUUUUUGAAGAUUUGUUUAUCUUCACUUUUUUCAUACUUCGCCUACAAAUUUAUCACACACAGAAAUUUUAUCUUUCACUACUCAACGAUAAGGCAACAAAAAACUAUAGCUGUCCCCCGACCGAGUAUUUCGCCAGCGCGCCAAUCCAACCUAACUAACUAAAGCUCUCCCCCAACCUACUAAAUGCCUAAAAAACUACAAGAAAAAAAAUUUAAAAGUGUCGACUAAAAAUUUGCAUACAAUGGCAUCAUUCUACCACUCCCCACGCAAAUUCGAACGUUUUUCAAUGCAGCCUACAUCACUUUUGCCUCACAUCCCAGACAAAUACCACCACUACAUUUUAUUAAACUUAAUUUUUUCUGUGCAAAAUAUUUUAAAUAUUUUUAUACGAACAUUCAAAAAGCAAAAGAAAAAACAAAGUUAGAUCACAAAAGCCAACAGUUGAAAUCACGCCAACAAGAAAAUUGGCUUAAAUUAAACAAAUUUUGCAGACGCCAAUGCAGCAUUAUUGAAGAAAAAUUCGGAUGUGAAGAUUAAGAAAUAUUAAAUAAAUAAAUACAAUUAGUAAAGAAAUUGAUCAGAAAAAAGGAUAAAGUUGAAAAAUAGUUGCAAUAUAAAUUUUUUUUAAAAGCACAAUUAAUUGAAGUUGAAAGUGGCUUUUAAAAUAAAUUAAAUAAGAGAAAGUUGAAAAAAUUAGCCCUUAAGCAGCAGAAAAAAUAUUUAUUUAAAUUAAUUACAAAUAAGACGAAGGAGAAGAAACAGAAGAAGAAGCAUGCUGCAAGCAAAGUGAUUGCAAUUUUUUCUGCAGCACAAACAAAUAACGAAUUUUCAAAAAUUAAAAUGCAUCUAAAAUAAAUUAAAACAACAAUAAGUAAUACAAAGCAUGCAAAAAUGCAUUGAAACAACUAUAGUUUAAGCUUAAACUUAACACCUUAACAUCUAAGCUGGGUAGUCGCAUGUAAAUCUAAAACUACAAAAAACCUUAACCCUUAGUAAUUAGCCUAACUUACGUAUAGUAUUAGUUGUAAUGCAAUAAUGAAAGGAUUAAAAAGUAAUAAUUAAUGUUUAAAAGCAAAAAAUAAAGAGAAAAUUUAAAAAUCCCUAAAUUAAAAAAAGAAUUAAGAUGAUACAAAAAAUGAAAAAUCUUACCACGCAUUUUUUUUUAUUAAGCGAUAACCAACACUGCAUUUAAGCACCAUAACUAAUACUUGAAAUGCAUUAACGAAUUACAAAUUACAGAAACGAAUAAUUUUUAACUGUUUAACAAAUAUAUUUUAAAACAGUUUAUUAUUUCUAUAUUUAGAAAAUCAUAAAAGUACUAAAUUAUGCAAUUUACAUACUCGAAAAUAUUAUUAUCAUACAUGCAUAUGCACAUACGUAUGUAGUUAUGAAUAAACCUUUUAAUUAAUACCUACAUAAAAAAACAAAUAUUUUGUAAAAAAAGUUGUAUCCUGUUUUUUUUUAUUUAAUUUAAAUUUUUUGUACAUUAUAUUUAACUCAUGCGAGUAUAACAUGAAAAUACUAUAUAUUUAUGUCUUGUAUAUGUAUUGUAAGUGUGUGUCGAGCAUAUGCAAUAUAUGGCAACCGUCACACACACACACGUGCGCGCACACAGCCGUAUAAACAUGUGUUCUAUAUGAUUGUUUUAUAUCCAACAAUAAACUACAUAA